Messenger RNA from Lytechinus variegatus (green sea urchin), 968 nucleotides. RefSeq lists its product as uncharacterized. The record is from RefSeq and is a predicted model, not a curated record. Bases 73 to 615 code for a protein of 180 amino acids. NCBI's taxonomy places the organism in Eukaryota, Metazoa, Echinodermata, Echinoidea, Temnopleuroida, Toxopneustidae. The transcript has 3 exons. Gene Ontology annotation, molecular function: cytokine activity. Gene Ontology annotation, cellular component: extracellular region.
UGCUUUGUGGCUAUCUUCUGCCCAUUCAUCAUCUCAAAAAGACCGGAAGCGAACGGAUCACCACUCGUCCACAUGGGAAACCACAGCAACGCAACGUGCCAAGAACCAAACGGACAUGAAUUAGCCUCAAUGUUAGCCUCAGCGAUGGCCGAAGACCCUACUGUGGUCGAAAGCACACGAGCCCUGUUUCAGACACCCCUCGGCACGUCUUCGGCCGAAACGAUCCUUCGAAAUUACGAGUUCAACCUAACGACGCAUCUACACGAUGUAUCGGAAUGUCCUCGAUAUUUUCUCAACGCUUUAGAUUACGCCAUAGAGAGUAGAUCGUUAUGUCCAUGGCGUUAUGUUCUUCAAAGCGACACUGAAAGGUAUCCAAGGGACAUUCUCGUUGUGCAGUGUGAGUGCAAGGAGUGCGUAAUCCCAGAAUUAGGAACGUUUUCAUCUUACAAAGCUCGAUGCCACCCUGUAAUUAAAGGCCAACAAGUCUUAAGACGCACCGGACAGUGUAUUGAUGGUGUUGAAAGGUACGAGCGACAGUUCGAGCCGAUCCCUGUAGCAUGUGUGUGUGAAAAAUCCAGAAUAUUUCUUGGUACGCACAAUGUGUAUACAUCUUAAGAGGUGGAAGAUUUUGUAGGCUCACUAUAGAGUACUUAAAUGUGACGUCAUCAAAUUUCCAUUUGGGAUUUCAGCAUUUUCGAUACCAUAUUUCGGUGGAGCAUGAUGAAGAAAGUCGGGGGCCGUUUCAUAAUGCAGUUCGUAAGUUAAGUGUGACUUUAAGAACGACUGGUGAUAUUUUCUUGUGGUAAAUGAUGUUCACCAUUUAAUGCUCAUUGGUGAUUAUUUAGCGCGUAAGAAAUGUUCACCAAAUACGUUUUUAACUUGAGUGCAACCGCACUUGAUUACAGUUCAUAUUUUCAGCUUUGAUUUAUGUUAUUUUAUACAUUUCAUGAUGUUCAUGUUCUGUUAUU